CACAACAAGGACAACUUAAAGACCACAUGAACACCCACACUGGAGAGAAACUGUAUGAAUGUGAUCAAUGCGGCAAAACAUUUUUGAGGGCUUCAAACCUGAAGGAGCACCUGAACAUGCAUACGAAGGAGAAACCACAUUCAUGUUCUUUAUGUGGAAAGAGUUUUUCACAUCCGCAGAAUUUAAAUGUUCAUCAGAAGAUACACACUGGUGUGAGAGAUCAUAUGUGCUUUGAGUGUGAGAAGACUUUUAUUACAGCUGAUCAUUUGAAACAGCACCAGAGGAUCCACACUGGAGAGAAACCUUACAAGUGUUCACACUGCAACAAGAGAUUCAGUCGGUCAGGAAUCUUGAAAAAUCAUGAGAGGAUUCACACUGGAGAGAAACCAUUCACAUGUGAUCAGUGCGGAAGUUUCACACAACAAGGACAACUUAAGAAUCACAUGAGAAUCCACACUGGAGAGAAACCAUUCAUAUGUGAUCAGUGCGGGAAGAGUUUCACACAACAAGGACAACUUAAAGACCACAUGAACACCCACACUGGAGAGAAACUGUAUGAAUGUGAUCAAUGCGGCAAAACAUUUUUGAGGGCUUCAAACCUGAAGGAGCACCUGAACAUGCAUACGAAGGAGAAACCACAUUCAUGUUCUUUAUGUGGAAAGAGUUUUUCACAUCCGCAGAAUUUAAAUGUUCAUCAGAAGAUACACACUGGUGUGAGAGAUCAUAUGUGCUUUGAGUGUGAGAAGACUUUUAUUACAGCUGAUCAUUUGAAACAGCACCAGAGGAUCCACACUGGAGAGAAACCUUACAAGUGUUCACACUGCAACAAGAGAUUCAGUCGGUCAGGAAUCUUGAAAAAUCAUGAGAGGAUUCACACUGGAGAGAAACCGUUCACCUGCACUCAGUGUGGAAAGCGUUUCACAUACAAACAGAGUCUUGAGGUUCACAUGAGGAUCCACACUGGAGAGAAACCAUUCACAUGUGAUCAGUGCGGGAAGAGUUUCACACAACAAGGACAACUUAAGAAUCACAUGAGAAUCCACACUGGAGAGAAACCAUUCACAUGUGAUCAGUGCGGGAAGAGUUUCACACAACAAGGACAACUUAAAGACCACAUGAACAUCCACACUGGAGAGAAACUGUAUGAAUGUGAUCAAUGCGGCAAAACAUUUUUGAGGGCUUCAAACCUGAAGGAGCACCUGAACAUUCAUACGAAGGAGAAACCACAUUCAUGUUCUUUAUGUGGAAAGAGUUUUUCACAUCCGCAGAAUUUAAAUGUUCAUCAGAAGAUACACACUGGUGUGAGAGAACAUAUGUGCUUUGAAUGUGAGAAGACUUUUAUUACAGCUGAUCAUUUGAAACAGCACCAGAGGAUCCACACUGGAGAGAAACUGUACAAGUGUUCACACUGCGACAAGACAUUCAGUCGGUCAGGAAUCUUGAAAAAUCAUGAGAGGAUUCACACUGGAGAGAAACCGUAUCACUGCACUACAUGUGGGAAGAGUUUCACUAAUUUGUCUUCUCUACGAAGUCAUAAAAUACACAAUCACAUUAUGUAGUUCAUCUUCAGGUACAGUGCUUUAAACUGCGACAUUGGAUCCCUUCCAUAUUAAUCUGUCAUAAGAAACAUCAUCUAAAUCUGUCACAGAACAUCAAGUUCAUCUUCAAGACCAGCAGUUUCAUCUGUGAGAUUCAGAUAAAUUGAAAAGCCCUAUUCAGACGGUAAUUGCUUCUCAAGGGGAAGCAAGUUAUUUUCACCAUUUACAGGGGGUAGUCGGUCAUUUUAUUGCCGGCCGAAUCCAGAAUGUCGGUGUUUAUCUCUCACCACUCCUGUAGAAAUCCUUGGUCAAAUUACCUACCGGUUUUUACAAACACCAAGGUCGUGUGAUAAUUAAAUCACUGUCCGAAUUCACAUCUCUGAGUUUACAAGAAGAAAUCAAUUCAAAAUUCAAUGUUUAAUACCUUUUUGACAACUGCUGAACACUGUACAGUAACUGUUGUAUUUUGCUGUAAGUUGCAUGCAUAUUUAUUUAUGAAAUGCUGGAAAGUGUUUAAAAGAACAAUACUUUAUAAUUGCUUCACCACAGAGACUGGGAGCAGAAAGAGAAGAAAAUCACGUUGUAAGAAUUACAGAACCUCAGACACUUUGAACUUCUGAGAUGGACAACACCAACAGGGUGUAUUAACAUACAGACAUCUGUCUCCACAUCCCACUGAGAGAAAAUGCGGGAAAACGCCUCUCUCACAUAUGCAUCAGUUCCUUUUCAUCUCCUUCCUUCCCCUCACCCAUCCUUCCCUUCACUCAGCCCACUCAGAAUGGUCAAUAGUAGAAUGAUACCAAACAUGACUAAAUACCACUUGCAUUCAUGUAGAACAUUAUAGGUGUGGCAUGUCUCCUCUGGGCAUAAUAUCUUCGUUAUUUCUUCUAGUGUGGUUAGAAAACAUCUUAGGGAUUUCAGAAAAGUCUAAUGUGUUGCAUCUAAUGUCUUAGAUAGAUAUAGAAAUAAAUCGCAGAAGUCAAAAUUGCAAAAAAUGUCCCAGAUUACCCAAAAUCACCCUAUAGUAAACUAAAAGGUAAUACAGAUCCUAAGAGUUUAGAGAUAUUUUGCUCACUGUAGAGGGCGGGUCAGUUCCCAGUGUCUUUCAUGCAAAUUACCAAAAGGUGAUAACUACUUGAUCAAUGCAAAUUCCAAUUGUUAGUUCCUGUCUCCAUCUCAGGGGACAUUGGUUUUGCUAUGAAGUACUUAAGGAAAUGUUGCAAAAGGAUCAGGGCCUUCUGUAGCCGGAAUGAGCCCAUAGGAUGAAGUAUGUUCGCACACUUCAUACUAUGUAUUUUUCUCAAGUCAGGUAUGCUUACUCUUAGAUUCAUCUUUGAGAUUUUGAUGUUUUGUAUUGAUUUGAUAUCUUUGAAUUGGCUGUAUAAUUGGCAUAAUACAUAUUUACCUGACUGAUAAUAAAUUAUUACAUUUGAAUUUAUUCUGACUUUGAAAUUAUUUUCUCAAGUAGAUUAAGUGAAGGCAUAUGUUACCGCAAAUCUGCGUCCAGGGUUAGUACAUACUAAAUCUCUGGUUAGAUGGAGCAUGGGGCACAUCAGGUGAGAUUACAGAUUUCUGACUAACUGCUUGACUGUAGUUAAUUUGUUAUACAGUUACAUUAACUAUGGGGGGCUAGAUGAAAUAUUAUUGGAGUAUUAGCAUGGUUUGGGCAUACUUCAUAGUACUAGCAUAACCUCUGAUUAUUGUUUGAGCUUUAACUAAGUUGUUACAUGGGUGACUGUAGGGGGCUAAACAGAACCACUAUUUAUAUAAUGGUAAGCAUGGGCGACCUAUUAAAUAAUUAGUCAUAACCUCUGACUAAUGAUCAGACUGGAGAGUUUGUGAUCGUGGGGUACACGUACAUCGGCCGGCGUGAUACACCCUGAGCGACAUGGAUUCCCAAUGAACGAGUAAAUAUAGAGUAAAGAAUUAACUAGAAUAAUCAAAUGUCAGAAGAAUAUUAGGAAUAAUUAGGGACAGACAAAAGACCAAUUUGCUUUUCAACCUAAGUUCGAGGUCAUAAUAAAAUGGAGUCAGAUUAGUUAAUAAAAUGGAGCCAGAUUUUAAUUUAACCUAAAUUUAAUAACUGCACGCUGAAAAGACUGAACAUGCAGGAAACCUUCACCCAUGAUUGGAUACCGUCCUUGGACCAAAUUCGUGGACCUUACAACGUAAACAUUCGAAAUGGGUCUUUAUUAUG
Molecule: messenger RNA, 3735 nt
Organism: Onychostoma macrolepis
Lineage: Eukaryota; Metazoa; Chordata; Actinopteri; Cypriniformes; Cyprinidae
Product: zinc finger protein 658B-like
Source: RefSeq, a predicted model, not a curated record